Molecule: messenger RNA, 3607 nt
Organism: Oryzias latipes (Japanese medaka)
Lineage: Eukaryota; Metazoa; Chordata; Actinopteri; Beloniformes; Adrianichthyidae
Product: adhesion G-protein coupled receptor G2-like
Biological process (GO): cell surface receptor signaling pathway; adenylate cyclase-activating G protein-coupled receptor signaling pathway
Cellular component (GO): plasma membrane
Molecular function (GO): G protein-coupled receptor activity
Source: RefSeq, a predicted model, not a curated record
ACAGGAUGAUGUUUUGGAUAUUUUUGGGAUUGAUGGUCAUCUAUGUCUCAAAAAAUGAUGCGGAUAGUCAAUGUAAACCAUGGUCACUGGAUAGCCUCUGCAGAAAUACGUCAGAUAAUAACUGUAAGGAACUCAAAGAGAUGAUCCACGGUGGAAUUCAUAAUAACUCACCAAAAGCAAUCGGACAGAAAUGCAAGGACGAGAAGGGAGAUGGUAAAUUUCAGUCACUGUGUGCCAUGGAAAGUUUUAUCAACACGUGUGAGCAUGGAAUGCACCAAAACUUUUUGAGGGACAUUGAUGAACUGGAAGAUGUUCUUGAAGAAACCAACGUGUCAGAAUCAACUCUAUUCUGUGGCGACAGCUAUUCUGCGCUGCUGUACCAGCCUGAUGAUCCCUUCAAUGGAGCAGAGUUUCAUUCUGACAAUAAUAUGUCCGUUACCUAUCAUCAUAAUGCCAACGCCACGGUGAGCGUUUACCUCCCAGCAAGUUUGGAUAUUGGCGAGGAACACAAAAUCAUCUUCUGCAUUCUUCAGUUUCCAAAUGGGACUAUUCAGAACAGCACUUUAAAACUGUAUGGACAGAGACUAGUUGGCCUGAGUGUGGCCAACAAAACCAUUUCAGGACUUUCUGAACGUGUCAACCUGACCAUGAGUUUUUCACUGGGACAAAAUCAAUCAUCAGAAGAACCUCUCUGUGUGUUCCUAAAUAAUUCUGCAGGAAAUUGGAGCAGUAAUGGCUGCCAGACCCUGUGGGAUAAAAAUCAGAGCCAAGUCACCUGUUCUUGUAACCAUCUCACAUACUUUGGUGUACUCCUGGUACCCAUUAACCUGUCAUCUGAAGACCUGCAGAGAUUGUCUUACAUCACUUUGAUCGGCAGUGGAAUUUCUCUCACAGCUCUGGUCUUCACUGUUGUUCUUUUCUUCACACACAAGAAAAUCAGAGUGGAUGAUUCUAGAAAGAUCCAUAUCAACCUUGUGUUUGCCUUGAUCUUCCUCAAUUUACAUUUUUUACCCAAUGAGAUGGUCGCAACAUCUUCCUCAUCAGGCCUUUGCCUUUACAUGGCUCUUGCUCUUCACUACUUUCUGUUGGCCACCCUCUGCUGGAUGGCCUUGGAGGGGUUCCACCUCUACCUUCUCAUAGUCAAAGUCUUCAACAUUUAUAUCAGUAGAUACCUGCUGAAAGUCAGCGUGAUUGGAUGGGGAGUUCCAGCAGUCAUUCUUUCAAUUGUGGUGUCUAUAAAUAAGAAGUAUUAUGGACUCGCAAAAUUUAGCGACAGUACUCAACUGUGCUUCAUAACUGACAGUAAAGUGAGGCUGGUGACCACGCUGGGACCGUUCGCCCUUUUGUUCAUCUCUAACACGGUCAUGUUUUCUAUGACUGUGAGAUAUCUAAUAACUAACCAGCAUCAUAAAGAAAACAGAAUGCAGGACAUGGCCAUGCUGCUGGCCCUCAUCACUCUGCUUGGCCUUGGCUGGGGCUGCUUCUUCUUCACAUUUUGGCGCCAGGCAACUCCUCUCCUCUACAUCUUCUCCACUGUCAACUCACUGCAAGGUUUCUUCAUAUUUCUCUACUUUGUGUUGACUCUGAGGAAGAUCAAAGACCCAGAAACGACAACUGGAAAUACAACAAACUCCUAGGGCACCUAAACUAUUAGAAGUUAGAGCUUGCUGCUCAAAUAGAACUGCUUUGACUAAGAUCUUCUGUAAUGUUUUUUUUAAUGCUUAAGUGGAUGUCGUAUUUUUAAGUUGUUUUUUUGUCCAAACCAAUAGUCAGAACAGAAGAUUAUUUUAGCAACUGGAAAUACAACAAACUCUUAGGGCACCUAAACUAUUAGAAGUUAGAACUUGCUGCUUAAAUAGAACUGCAUUUGAAUAAGAUCUACUGUAAUGUUUGUUUGUUUUUUGGUUUUUUUGUUAAAGUGGAUGUUGUAUUUUUAAGUUGUUUUUUUGUCAAAGUCAAUAGCCAGAACACAAUAUUAUUUUAGCUAAAGUAACUUAAUGUCAGAUUAUGUCAUGUGUUCCUUAUUAUAGUUUUAGUGAUAAGUUUCUAUUUUAUAUGUGGUUUAAAAAUUGUAUUCAUUUAUAAAUUGUUGGACCCAAAAGAGGGAGAGCUGGGUCUCAACAUGUGAGGUGGGGAAACAGAAAUGUGAGGACGUGUAACGGGUUAAGGUGAUCAAGGACAAAGCUGGAAAAGUGUUGUUAAGUCAUUGUUUUCUCCUGUCACUAUUUUGAUUGAUUUCAACUGUUCUGCAGCUGUUUGAGUGAUUUCCUGUCUUUCUGUUUGAGUCAGAGGAUUUUAUUUGUUCAUUUUCUUGUAUUACUUUUUUGUAUUCCUUGUAUUGACCCACUCCAAUGAAAACUGUGUUUUUCUGUGUUUUUAACGUGUUCUUGGGGUUUUUCUCAUGAUAGAGGAGACGUAUAAAGGAAAUGUAGCCUAAAAAUUGCCUUUCUGAGAAUUUCUGUAUUCAUAUCACGUGAAUCAGGAGUUACUACAGCAAACCACAAGCCACUCUGCUCUGCCCCAUUCUGCAUCCGCUUGUAGACAAAUAGAUCCAUACGUCUUCAUUGACCUCAUCCAAGCUGGUCUCUGGCUCCAAACUGUACGGCUGGAUGGCUCCAUUAUUGCUCACCAUUUCUGUUUCACCACUGAUGUUAGGUUGGGGGUGUGAGGGGCUUUAAGCUAGGGGUAGAGCACGUAAACAGAUGGAUGAUGGGAAGAGACCGGCCUUGCUCUGCGCCAACAAAUGAGUGUUGUGUAGCAUGUAAAGUGAGUGACACAAGAACCCAGGUUACCUGGAAGUGAGGUAGAUCUUCUGUAUUGCAAUUGCACCAAAGCUUCAAUUUUUGAGUUAGUACAUAAUGUGCACACGUUUAAAUAUGUUUUGCAUCUGCAAAUAGCAGAAACUAUUAGAAGUUAAAGCUUGCUGCUCAAUAGAGCUGCAUUUGAAUAAUAUCUUCAUUUUUUUGCAUUUGGGAAAAAAUCUUUCACAUGCAGAAUUAUUUUGUACUUUCGCAACAUCAUUUUUUUUCUUUUUUUCCUUUGGUAAAGUAAAUAUUAAAACUUUUGAAAAUAUUUACAGCAACAGAUUUUUAUUUCAUUUUUUUAAAUUUUACAGGAUACUUUAAGGACCACAUACAACACACAAGUGUUCUUUCUGCAAGAGCAUGCAUGUAAACAGAUACAACAUUUAGAUACAACUUCAGACUUUUAACAGAUUUGGUCUUGAUAAACCAAUCAGCACCUUUCUCUUGUUACCGCCAGGUCAACCCCAUACAGAUGUGACUAAGGCUUUAACCCAAGCUGCAAUAAAAAAAACCACAGUACUAAAUGUGAGCAGAUUUAAGCUCUAAUAAAAUGUAAACAUCACACAAUUGGUUUGAAUAAGAAUUUAUUGCUUUUAUGAGUUUAAUUAUUGUAUUUGACAAUAUUUACAUUAUUUAUUCUACAUUAAAUGUGUGUUUUAAUCUACUGUGUAUGUGAUUUCCUCUGGGGGAUCCAUCGUUCUUGGGCACCACCAGCUUGACCUGUAGGGCGUGCCGUUGCUGUGGUGCCCGUUCUGGUUGGGCGGGCUGGGGUCCCACUCUGUGGUCUAAUAGCCAUGGAUGGG